GUUGCGGCUUUUCGAAUCGCUUCAGCUCUCCUCCCUCUCGACGCCGGCUCCAAUCCUUCAGCCUUUGAAUGGCGGAGGCGGCGGAGCUGUGCUGCAUCUCUCACGCGUUCGACCGUGCCGCUCGCCGCGACCCCGGCCGCCUCGCCGUCAUCCACGCGGCGGCCUCCGGUGGCGACGGCAAGGAGCGCCGCUUCACCCGCGGGGACCUCCUCGCCGCCGUCGCCUCGCUGUCCCGCCGCAUCGCCGCCGCGCUCGGCGGCCCUUCCACCGACCCCCGCGAGCGCUCAGGGUCUCGAGGCGGCGCCGCGGUGCCAAGGGUCGUCGGGGUGCACGCCUUGCCGUCGGUGGAGUACGUCGCCACCGUCCUCGCCGUGCUCAGGUGCGGUGAGGCGUUCCUGCCGCUGGACCCGGCGUGGCCGGAGGAGAGGGUCUCGUCGGCCAUCUCCGAGUCCAACGCGGCGCUCCUGGUAUCGUCGGUUGGGUCGCGAGGAGCCCGUUCUGUGUUUGAGAGCUGCACUUGCCCUGUUCUGCACUUGGGCACUGACAUCCGGCAAUGGUCUUGGGACGAAAAUGGUGGAGAGUACCUUGCCUGGCCGUGCGAGCACGAGAGGCCCCGGAAGUUCUGCUACGCGAUGUUCACCUCUGGCUCCACUGGGAAACCCAAGGGCGUUUGUGGCACCGAGAAAGGUCUUCUCAAUCGCUUUUUGUGGAUGCAAAGAAGGAAUCCUUUGUGUUCAGAUGAUGUGUUGUUGUUUAAGGCAUCUAUCAGCUUUGUUGACCAUCUACAGGAGUUCCUUUCUGCGGUGUUGACUUGCACAACACUUGUCAUUCCUCCUCCCAGAGAGUGGAGAGCUAAUCCAGCAUCCUUGGCCAACUUGAUUAAGGUUUACCGGAUAUCAAGGAUGACGUCGGUUCCAUCACUUAUGGAGAUAAUACUACCUGAUCUGGCGAAAAUACUUUCUGGUGGUUGUAACCCGCUUAAGAUCCUAAUAUUUAGCGGGGAACUUCUGUCCAUCUUAUUGUGGAAGAGGGUCUAUGAAGUUCUGCCAGAGACUACUAUCAUAAAUCUGUACGGAACAACGGAGGUUUCUGGUGAUUGUACAUUCUUUGAUUGCAAAGAUUUGCCUACUAUUUUGGAGCGAGAAGAACUAAGCAGUGUACCGAUUGGAUUUCCUAUCUCAAAUUGUGAGGUUUCUCUUGUCACCGAAGAUGGACUAGCAGAUGAAGGUGAAAUAUCUGUCAGUGGAGCAUGCUUGUUUUCUGGAUAUUUAGCUGAUCCCAUGACAAGUAUCUGCCCUGGCAAUGAUGAAAUUUUAGCACACUACAAAACAGGUGACUUUGCUCGACGCCUAAAGACUGGUCAACUUAUUUUCCUUGGGAGAAAGGACCGUACUUUUAAGACUUAUGGGCAGCGUUUCUCACUGGAGGAGGUAGAAUCCAUCUUAAGAGAACAUCCUGAUGUCAAUGACGCCGCUGUUACUUUUCAAGGUAAUGGAUCUCUGGAUUUUAAGGCAUACCUGGUACUGAAGAGUAACAAUGAAUUUUUGAAAUAUACUCAGCAUUGUAGUCGAUUAAAUUCUUCUCAAGAUAUCAUGGCACCAGUUCGAAGUUGGCUCAUCACAAAGCUUCCACUAGCUAUGGUUCCAAGGCUCUUUAUCCCCGUGAAAUCAUUACCUUUGACUUUAUCAGGAAAGAUUGACUAUGCAAAGUUAUGUAGCUUGGAGUGUGCCUUGGAACCUUGUGAAAUUGAGUCAGAAAGCAGUCCAGAUGAUGCUCAUAUGCAAGUUAUCAAAAGGGCAUUUUCUGAUGCCCUACACGUUGAUGAAGUUUCCGAGUAUGAUGACUUCUUUGCCUUGGGCGGUAAUUCAAUUUCUGCUGCACAUGUGGCUCACAAGUUGAAGAUCGACAUGAGACUUCUUUAUAUCUAUACCACCCCUUCUAAGCUUUUGCAUGCUUUAUUUGUGGAGAGCAGUCAUGUAGUUUCUCCUACUCAUGAGUUUCACGACAAGAAGAGGUUGAAAGUAUCCACAAGCAUAUCAGGCUCCUUUGAUCCAGUUUCUGCAAAUUUGGAUAAUAACUUUCGUGGCAAAGGGAAUAUAAAUGAAGAGGGCACACACGACCAGUUUGUGGGGAAUAAUGUAAAUAAAACAGUUGGCCAGCUUAAUAAAAAUAUGACUUGUGAUAGACACCGGGCGAAAGAUGAAAACCUCUGCUCAGAUACAUGCUCGAAUGAUGGAAUUUUCAGUGGCACUCCAUCAUCACCAUGGAUCCUAAACUUUUAUUUACAAAAGAAGUGGUCUUUUGGUUGUUGCAAUAAAUUUAUGCAUGGUUCUGAAGGGCUCCUACAAGUUGAAGAUACUUGCACAUCUAUGUCAUACAACAAAAGAGGUUACCUCAUGAAACUUUGGGACGUUCCUCUGGAUUCGUGUGUUGAUGCCUCACCUUUGCUUGUCGUGAACAAUGGGGUGAUGAGCAUUUUUAUUGGUUCUCAUUCUCAAUUGAUUCUCUGCAUUGAUGGUUGUAGCGGUUCAGUGAGGUGGAGUAUCAAAUUGGAAGGUCGUAUUGAGUGUUCUGCCACCGUAACUGGUGAUUUCUCAGAGGUGGUCGUUGGAUGUUAUAAUGGGAAAAUUUAUUUCAUUGAUAUGUCUACAGGAAAACUAUCCUGGACCUAUCAAACUGAUGGGGAGGUAAAAAUGCAACCAGUUGUGGACAGAAUGAGGAACAUAAUAUGGUGUGGCUCCUAUGACCAUUACUUAUAUGCAUUAAAUUACAAAGACCAUUGCUGCACUUACAAAAUUUCUUGUGGUGGAAGCAUUUAUGGUUCUCCUGCUAUAGACAUGGCACAAAACAUAAUCUAUGUUGCAUCUACGAGUGGCCUUGUGACUGCAGUAUCAUUUGAGGAACCAUCAUUCAAGAUGGUUUGGCAAUACGAAGCUGGUGCACCAAUUUUUGGUUCCCUUGCCUUAGAUCAUCAAAGUGGAAAAGUUAUUUGUUGCUUGGUGAAUGGCCUAGUUAUGGCAUUGAACUCACAAGGCAUUGUUAUUUGGAAGGCAACUGUUGGUGGUCCUAUUUUUGCUGGUGCAUGUUUGUCGUCCACCCUCCCCUAUCAGGUGCUCAUACCUUCCCGUGAUGGCAGUUUAUACUCUUUUGAUGUUACUUCCGGUGCCCUUCUUUGGGUAUACAAUGUUGGAGAUCCAAUUACUGCAUCAGCCUUUGUUGAUGAGAUGUUAACAUCAGAGUCAUCUGGGCCAUCUGAGAGAUAUGCUAGUGUCUGCACGAGUUCUGGGAAGGUCCAUGUCAUCAGGAUUAGAGCUGAUGCUAAGCCGGAGCAGGCUGGGGAAGGUGUUAAAUAUGAGGAGUUGGUCCAAGGAUUGGCGUCCAUUGAUCUUCCAGGUGACAUAUUCUCAUCACCCUUGAUGGUCGGUGGACGCAUCUUUGUUGGAUGCAGAGAUGAUCGGUUGCAUUGUCUCACGGUCACCACGUAGCUUCAAGUGGAUUUUGUUGGAGGUCCGAGGUGAUAUAAUUUGCCUGGCUGUCUGACCGACAUCAUGUCUUCUGGGAUGAGCCUUUUCUUACUGAUAAGGCACAGGGUGUAGCACCAUGCAGGACAAGAUAUGCCCCAACGUGAGUGGCCUGAUCAAUCGACAAACGACUAGGGGUGAGUUGAAGAAGCCCCUGCCUCCUGGUGGUUGGAUCUCCAAUGGUUGCUUUGCAUGUCAGCACAUGUGACAGCAGCCUGCUCGCGAUGCAAAUGCAACCUGAAAGGUGAUGGAUGAAGUGAGUGCCUGUCUUCCAACCCGACAUUGUCAUCACGGGACUUGCAUUCACCCCAUGUAUAGCCAUUGCUGGGGUCCUGCAGGGUUGUUGAGUCAUGCUUUUGUUCCCUGUGUUCUCCCACAUUGCUCAGAUGUCCAUGUUCGGUGAUGGGCAGAGCCGCAGAGGGCCGUUAAAAUUGCUGCAGAUGAGACCAACGCAAGCAGUGUUCUAGCUGGCAAUUUUCCUGCUACAUCUUUACAGUACGAUUCUUGCACCAAAAGGUGCCUCAUCAGCGUGGCCACGUCAGCGCGGCUUGUCUCGGCCGUCGGAUCAACCCAUGGACGGCUUGGAUCGUGCUAGCCACAUUCAUUUUUCAAAAAAACCCUCGAAGUUUAGCAAAAACAACCCGCAGUACAAUGACAUCUUCUCGAUGUUUCGUCUGGCGUCGUCCCUUGCUUGCCGCGCCGGCCGCCUCCGCCUCCCUCUCUCGUCGUGCCGGCCGCCAGGCGCUGGCCCUCCCUUUCUCCCUGCAUCCCCGCACGGCACAUAGAGAUGUAGAUUCUACAACUGAUAAUUCUAUUGUUGUGGCUUUGUCCAAAUUUCAAACUGUUUCUGUGCCAUCGAAAUGUAUAAUAUAAUUACAACUUCUCAAUGUAGUAGUAAUGUAAAGCAAUCAAGCAAAUGAAAAAACACUGAACUAUAUAUCA
This is a messenger RNA of Panicum virgatum (switchgrass), 4463 nucleotides long. RefSeq names its product putative acyl-activating enzyme 19. Lineage: Eukaryota; Viridiplantae; Streptophyta; Magnoliopsida; Poales; Poaceae. Gene Ontology annotation, molecular function: protein binding. Gene Ontology annotation, biological process: amino acid activation for nonribosomal peptide biosynthetic process. The transcript has 17 exons. Bases 69 to 3485 code for a protein of 1138 amino acids. The record is from RefSeq and is a predicted model, not a curated record.